UUCUUUACGAUUCCUCAAAAACCUUUCUUUUGGGGCCUUCAGGUGGAAGAGUUAAAAGAGCCUUCGGAUAAAAAUAAGCAAAUUAUGAGCUUUGCCCAACUGGGUUUGAUGAACAUUCGUCAAUCCCUUUUGGGUUAAGACAAAAGUCAAAUAAAGUUGGAGUUUUUACACUUGGGUUUUCAAUAUUUUGACUUUGAAAUUGCGUACAGUUCAUGUCCUCCUCCAUUCUUUGUUUAUUUCUUCUCCUGUUUAUAUUUUGUUGGGAAUUUCCUUUCAACACAUGAAUAAUCCUGUAUCUAAGUGAUAUUGAAUUUUCUUCUUCCAAUUUUCCUUGAGAUCUUUCCUGCCUCUGCCAUAUUCUGCUCUGAAUUUAAAGAGUAAAGGAUUGCUUUUCUUUUCCUUCUCGAAUUGAUUAUUUAUUUACCCAAGAAAGAAAGAGAGAAGGGAAAAGGGUGUGAAUGGAGUUUAUAUAUGUAAAUUUUUCUGAUGACCUGUAAAAGAAUGUUGCUUUUGAUCGAGUUGGGAUCUUAUCUGAUCUGGGUCUGCUCUGCUAGCUUUCACCAUUCUUGGAGUCCCUUGAUUUUUUAGAGUAAAAAACUUAAUUGACUAUGAGCAGAUGACAUUAAACGUUAUGGGUUGGCUUAGCAAGAUUUUUAAAGGCUCCAGCCACAAGUUAUCGGAAGAGCAUUGUCAUGAGAAUUAUGGAGAGGAUCCAAAUAACUGUGGACCUUCUUGUUCCGGGGAGGUCUGGUCAGAAAACGAGAAUGACGAUAUAGACCGUGCUAUUGCACUAUCUCUUUUAGAAGAAAAUCAAAAAGGAAAAAUUGUGGUUGGUUUUGAUUCUCAGUUGGAAGAAGAUGAACAACUUGCCAGAGCCCUACAAGAAAGUCUGAAUGUGGAGUCUCCUCCCCAACAUGGAAAUGGAAAUACAUAUCAACCUAGCACUCCUCCCCAAUAUGGAAAUGGAAAUACAUAUCAACCUAUCACUCCUCCCCAAUAUGGAAAUGGAAAUACAUAUCAACCUAUCCCUCCUCCCAGAUAUGGAAAUGGAAAUACAUAUCAACCUAUCCCCAUGUACUACCCAAUGGGAUCCAGGAUUUGUGCUGGUUGCAAUGCUGAGAUUGGUUUUGGACGAUAUUUGAAUUGCCUGAAUGCAGUUUGGCAUCCAGAAUGUUUCCGCUGUCGUGCAUGCAACCUACCAAUUUCUGAUUAUGAGUUUUCUACAUCUGGGCAUUACCCUUACCAUAAAUCUUGCUAUAAGGAGAGCUACCAUCCAAAAUGUGAUGUUUGCAAGCACUUUAUUCCAACCAACACUGCUGGUCUUAUUGAAUAUAGGGCACAUCCAUUUUGGGUCCAGAAAUACUGCCCUUCUCAUGAACACGAUACUACUCCUCGGUGCUGCAGCUGUGAGCGAAUGGAGCCACAGGACACAAAAUAUGUGCCCCUUAAUGAUGGUCGGAAACUCUGUCUAGAGUGUCUGGACUCUGCAAUCAUGGAUACCAGUGAAUGCCAACCCCUGUAUCUUGAUAUACAGGAAUUUUAUGAAGGUUUAAAUAUGAAAUUGGAGCAGCAAGUUCCGUUACUCUUGGUUGAAAGACAAGCGUUAAAUGAAGCAAGAGAAGGAGAAAGAAAUGGCCAUUAUCACAUGCCUGAGACCAGAGGCCUUUGCCUUUCUGAAGAACAGACUAUUAGCACGAUUUCAAAGCGGCCACGGUUUGGGGGAGGAAACCAUGCCAUGGAAAUGGUAACAGAGCCAUACAAGCUAACUCGUCGCUGUGAGGUGACUGCAAUUCUAAUCUUGUAUGGGCUUCCAAGGUUGCUGACUGGGUCUAUUCUAGCACAUGAGAUGAUGCAUGCAUGGCUGCGGCUUAAAGGUUACCGACCUCUUAGUCAAGCUGUUGAAGAGGGUAUCUGUCAGGUUCUAGCUUACAUGUGGCUAGAGGCCGAGCUUAUAUCUGGCUCAGGCAGCAAUGUGGCAUCAACCUCGUCUUCCUCCGCUUCCUCGGCAUCGAAGAAGGGUACAAGAUCUCAGUUUGAGAUGAAGCUCGGUGGGUUCUUUAAACACCAGGUCGAAUCAGACAUGUCCCCAGUAUAUGGAGAUGGAUUCCGGGCUGGUCAACAGGCAGUGCAGAAAUAUGGGCUUCGAAGUACCUUAGACCAUAUUAAAAUGACCGGGACGUUUCCUUAUUGAGGACUGAAUCCUUGAAUUUUUUUUGGAGGCCCGUCUCUUUCACAUAAUUACAACUUUGCCUUUCAUAUUAGAACCCAAGGCCAAAGUGCAUAGGUAUUGACUACAUAGUAUUAGCUGAUUUUUGUGAUUGUGGCUGUAAUGCCAUGAAUCAAUUUAAUGAUUUGAUUUAUAA
Messenger RNA from Prunus avium (sweet cherry), 2363 nucleotides. RefSeq names its product DA1 (gene DA1). Lineage: Eukaryota; Viridiplantae; Streptophyta; Magnoliopsida; Rosales; Rosaceae. Gene Ontology annotation, molecular function: ubiquitin binding. The record is from RefSeq and is a predicted model, not a curated record.